Messenger RNA from Caenorhabditis angaria, 1064 nucleotides. NCBI's taxonomy places the organism in Eukaryota, Metazoa, Nematoda, Chromadorea, Rhabditida, Rhabditidae. The record is from the annotation of a GenBank genome assembly.
AUGAAGUCUUUUAUUAUUCUCUUUGUUUUUAUUGCAGCCGUUUCGGCACAAUUAUUUACCAGUGAGUUUUGUGAAUGGGUUCUUGUAAAUAGUUUUUAUGGAGAUUAAAAAUUGUUUUGCAAAAACUUUCAGCUCCAAAACCACCAAAGUGUGGAGAAAAUGAGCAACUUGAAGAAUGCGGAACUGCCUGUGAACCAUCUUGUGAUGUUCCUGAAUAUCCAUUCUGUACUGAACAAUGUUUGGUAAAUGUUUGUCAAUGUAAAGCUGGAUUCUUGCGCGAUAAAAACUCAAAGAAAUGCAUCAAACCUUCCGAUUGUCGUGAGUUUUCUGAAUCAAAGUGGCCCAAUUCAGAAACACUUCAUAAAAUUACAGCAAAAACAAAAUUGAAGAGAGCAUUGAAAGCUGGAGCUGCACCAAAAUGUAAAAAGAAUGAACAACUUGUGGAAUGUCACGAUACGUGUGAACCACAAUGUGGAUUCACACCAGUAAGUUUAGACCUAGAUAUCAAAUAACGUUUAUCAAUCAAUUGCAAGGGGAACGUGUUGAUUAGUCGCAUUGUAGAUGUUAAGUUAAUAAGUUUUUGAAUUGGAGCCAAAUUAUCAAUUACGACAAGUUCGAAAAUAAGGUUUAAUUACCCAAGUUUGAGUCCCUGAUGAUGGUAUAAGUACCGAAACGUCGGAUAUAAACACAUUAUUUUCGAACUUGUCGUAAUUGAUAAUUUGGCUCCAAUUCAAAAACUUAUUAACUUAAGUUUAUCAAUCAAUCAUAUAAUUCAGUUCCCUUGCACAAUGAACUGUAUUGCAAACACUUGUGAUUGUAAGAAAGGAUUUGUCAGAAACACCAAUGGUGAAUGUGUCGAACCACUUCAAUGCACUGAAGCAACAUCGAAAUGUCCAAAGGAUGAAGUUUUCCGCGCAUGUGGAACUCGAUGUGAACCAACUUGUGAAGAACCACAUCCAAAAGCUUGUGUUUUGGCGUGUGUUAUGAAUAAAUGCCAAUGUGAUGAUGGAUUUGUUCGUCACUUACAUGGAUGUAUUAAAUUGAGCGAUUGCCCAAAAAAAUAA